AUGGAGCUCAGCACUGGAACGGCGGCAGGUACGGUGGCGCCCAAGAUCUCCGAAAAGCUUUUCCCGCGGGCCGGUGCGCUAGUCAAGCGCCUUGUGGACCUCGCACAGCCUGUUAAGGCGCGCCGAAGGAGCAGAGGAUUGCGGUGGAGCACAGUUCUUCUCACCGACCAAGAUCGCGGGGUUGACCCUGAGAGUACGCAUUCCGCCAUUAUCAAAGCCAUUGCGGGUUCUUUGCGACUCAUGAGCCCUAAGCCCACCACGAGCGCCUUGGCACGGCAGCUCUCACGCGGAGAAUUUUCGUCCUCAUCCACCUUGUUGACUCAAGUGUCGGAGAAUAACUGCCAGGAUCAACGUUUCGCUAGAAAGCGAGAGCCUGGCUUGGAGAAGGGUUUGCCGAUGGUAGACAAGCUGUGUGGAGGCCAAAGUGUCAUUAUUCCAUGGUACAAAACACUAGACAUUGGAUACGCUAAGCUAAUUUCUGCUCACAAUAUAUUGAUGGCUAUGAAUCUUGGCAUCGAUCCAAGCAUAUCCGCUCCUUCAGUCAACAUUGAUCGAGGCAACUUGUCCAACCCUCAGGCCAAACCUGCCAGUACGCCCACGAGCCCCAUCGCACCAACGCCCAUGAACGGGCCAGCCGACGCUGCGGCACUGAUCUGCGAGGGAGCCGCUCCCCCACUAUAUCCUGCUCGAAAGACUGAUCUCCUGCACCUCGCCCACCGUCGCGGCGCACGCUUGAAUCUCGUGCGUAAUGCUCGCGGUUACAGCACAGGACCUCGUCGUCUCGGGCUGCAGGUCCAAAGACGGCGUCAGACCGUGAAACGUCGUCAGUUCCGAGAAGCGGACAGAUCUCAUGGCCGAGGGACAGGUGCCAGGAAAGGUCGGCGUCAGCGCGUCGGAGGCCUGGUGAAAGUAAAAUUACCCUUGUUGAGGCGCGGGUCGGCGCGCUGUGCUCCACCUCGCCGGGACGAAAAGGCACGCCAGAUUCGAACGUCGUGGGAGAGGCGAUAA
Verticillium alfalfae VaMs.102 is the source of this 1008-nucleotide messenger RNA. RefSeq lists its product with no specific name. The transcript has 4 exons. NCBI's taxonomy places the organism in Eukaryota, Fungi, Ascomycota, Sordariomycetes, Glomerellales, Plectosphaerellaceae. The coding region runs from base 1 to 1008 and encodes 335 amino acids. The record is from RefSeq and is a predicted model, not a curated record.